Messenger RNA from Acanthoscelides obtectus, 1183 nucleotides. The record is from the annotation of a GenBank genome assembly. NCBI's taxonomy places the organism in Eukaryota, Metazoa, Arthropoda, Insecta, Coleoptera, Chrysomelidae.
UGGGAUAAAGAUGACGUAAAUGUUGAGCAGUCAAAUUCUAUAUUCCGACUGACAACCUGUCAUACUUGACGUAUGCCAAUUUGACAUGAAAUGUCAAAAAGAUAACCUAUAACCUGCGUUGUGAGUUUUUUUUUAUUAGAUAUCUGUUUAUAUUUACUAUAUUUCUAGUUACAUUUUGCAAUUUUUCAUUUCUAAUGUGUUUGAAAAAGAAAUACGGUCAAGUUUUACCAUAAUAUAGAUCAAAUAAGAUGGAUUUUGAGGACAAUAUCCUGGAAAAUGAGGGAUCCCUUAACGAUGAAACGACAAAAGACGAGCAGGACUUCCUGACCCACCCGUUCAGUGAGGAUGGAAAUUCAGACUCUUCUAGUGACACUGAAAGUACAAAAUCUAAACGUCGGAGACCCUCACGAGACUGUACGGAAGAUAUUGAUAAAACUGAAGAUAUUAAAUUCAUUCGUGACAGCACAGACUCUGAAGAGGAACCUACCGCUGAAAAAGUAAAAAUCAAAAAGAAGAUUCGAUUGGCUAUGAAGAAACAUAAGGUGCACCCUCCCAGGGUAAACGAGUCCAAAUUCGAGGCUUUUCUAGAUAAAUUGAAAACCAAGCCUAAAGUAAGCAAACAACGUAGGAAUCAACUUGAAUGUAUUCAUCGUCUGCACAGUAUCAAAAAUCCAAUGUGGACAUCACCAUCUGCUGUACUGAAAGCUGUUAGGGACUGCAUCCUGAAUAGGAAAUGGAACAAUCUGACACAUCUAGUGCUCAUAUUGAUAAAUUUUCCAAGUCAUAAAUAUAAACCGCUAAUAAAAAAUUUAUGCCUUCUAAUUGACAAACUACAUCCAAUGGUACAGGACAACAAUAUGGAAGGCCAGUUCAAGCUUGUCUAUCAAGCUGCUAGGAGGAGGUAUUAGCUAUUUUUUAUACAAAUUGAAAUGUGAUCUGUUUUAGUUUUUUCCAUGUUGUCUUAAUAUCAACUUUAUGAAUGUUAAAAUCAAUCUUAAUUUGAUUGUCAAAUUAUUCAAUGUUUGGUAUUUUUUAACAUUAGUGUAUUUUCUACAGGAUCUUUUAACAAUACAAGACUGAAUCAAGCAAACUGUGUUUUAUUAAUAUACCCUAUUUCACGAGUAUCCAUCACACUUUGACGUCUACUAAGGUGAGCAGCUGGUCAGCAAGUGACAUUUUAAAG